Molecule: messenger RNA, 2127 nt
Organism: Rhopalosiphum maidis (corn leaf aphid)
Lineage: Eukaryota; Metazoa; Arthropoda; Insecta; Hemiptera; Aphididae
Product: protein mab-21-like
Exons: 1
Coding region: 213-1310 (365 amino acids)
Source: RefSeq, a predicted model, not a curated record
ACGCGCGCAUACGGACCGAACGGAUUUCGCGGGCCGCACGCGACGACCGCCGCAGCUGCAGCAGCACCGUCAGCACAUCAGUACACUGCAACAGUGAACGCCGGCCGACGACGACCGCGCACGGAGAUUGUGCGCGUAAUAUUACUCUAAUAAACGACACAUUUUUUCAUUGCGUGUGCGACGACGUACGCGCGUUACGUGUGACCGCGGGCAUGCUGUUGCCGUCGGACAUGUUGGCCACGCAAUCCAAGAUGCUGUACCAGCUGAACAAGUACUGCGUGGAACGGGUGGAGACCAGGAAAACGGCCACGGCCAAGGCGGUGCGGGAGGUGUGCAAGGUGGUGCAGACGGUGCUGCACGAGGUGGAGGCCCAAGAGCCGCGGUUCAUAUCAUCGCUGGCCGAGUGCAACGGCCGGUACGAGGGCUUGGAGGUGGUGUCGGCCACCGAGUUCGAGAUCGUGCUCUACUUGAACCAGAUGGGCGUGUUCAACUUCGUCGACGACGGGUCGCUGCCCGGGUGCGCGGUGCUCAAGCUCAGCGACGGCCGCAAGCGGAGCAUGAGCCUGUGGGUCGAGUUCAUCACGGCGUCCGGAUACCUGUCAGCCCGGAAGAUCCGGUCCCGGUUCCAGACGCUGGUGGCGCAGGCGUGCGACAAGUGCGCGUACCGGGACUCGGUUAAGAUGAUGUCGGACACGGGCGAGGUGAAGCUCCGGAUCCGGGACCGGUACGUGGUACAGAUCACGCCGUCGUUCAAGUGCGCGGGCGUGUGGCCGCGGUCUGCCGCCCACUGGCCGGUGCCGCAGCUGACGUGGCCGCACCCCAACCUCAUCGUACAGGUAAAGACGGAAGGGUUCGACUUGCUGUCCAAGGACAGCGUCAUCAUGCACGGCAAGCAGAACUCGAUGGAGGGCGACGCGUGGGUCAUGUCGUUCACGGACGUCGAGAAUCAGUUGCUGUACGGCGGCUGCCGAAAGCGAUGUCUGAGCAUCCUCAAGACGCUCAGGGACAGGCACCUAGACUUGCCCGGCAACCCGAUAACCAAUUAUCACAUAAAAACGCUGUUGCUGUACGAGUGCGAGAAACACCCGCGGGACGCCGAGUGGGAAGAGACUGGUAUCGCGGACCGCAUCAACGGCAUACUGCUGCAGCUCAUCUCGUGCCUACAGUGCCGCCGGUGCCCGCACUAUUUCAUCCCACAUCUCGACCUAUUUAAGGGUAAGACCCCGGCGUCUCUGGAGAGCGCGUCCAAGCACGUGUGGCGGCUCAGCCGGGAGAUACUCACCAACUCCAGAGCCUUCGACAAGCUCUGAGGGGCUACGUGGCGCGACGUAGUAUUCUAUAUAAUCUAUUACAAUAUCUGUGCAGUACAGUGAAACCUCUUUAAGUACAGCAAACUCUCGGUUUGCUAAAAGCUGAUCCGAUAAUCGGAAGUGUACAGUCAGAAGAGGUUUCACUGUAUAUUCCAUCGUCACAUAUAAACAAUCGUCGCAUAUUAUAAACAAGUAUUAUGUAAUAUCAUAUAUACUUCACCUAAGCUAGUCAACGCGUUUUCGUUAGACGCUGAAAUCGAUAAUUAUUAUAAUAUUUUAUAUAUUGUUUAAUUAUUAGCUAAAAACGUAUUGCAGCCGCCCAGAAAGAUCUCUCUAAUCGAUAACGAUUAUCCUCUGUAGUUUAUUACGCACUUUAUAUGCUAUAAAUAAAAAAGUAAAGGUAUCCUAUAUGCAUCAUGCAUCUUAUGAUCCCUCGAAUGAUUUUAUAGAAUACGUUUACUAUAUAUUAUUAUUUAUUAUACUAUAUCGUUAUUAAUAUGUUUAUACCUAUACUUUUCUAAUUAUUUUUUUAAUUUUUUGAUAAGACAUUUUUAAUCUUUAAGUUAGAAUAAUAUUGUUUUUUUUUUCGUUUUUGUUGUAUGUGUGCAAUAUUAGCUGUAUUAUGUCGAUUAUGUAUUAUGCUAAACCGUUUUGUUUGUAGGUAUAGGUACUUAGUUGUUUAUUACAUACGAUUACUUAUUAUAUAUUAUUAAAACUGAUAAGAUAGAUUAUUAUGCAAUUUAUCGUCAAAAUUUGUUAUGUAUCUUCAUGAAUGGCUUUUUCCUUUUAAAUGUAUUAAGCUCAUAAUAAUUUGUAA